AUGGAGGGGAUCGAUUCCCUUUCACGUCCCAAAAAGUCCUACCAGUGCAAAGCUGCUUCUUGUCCGUUCACGGACAAGCAGCUGGAAACUACGGAUCUUAUCGCAAUGGUGUCCAUGUGCGGCACCGUGGCCGUCGUUGCAUUGUCUUUCCACUUCUACACCUUCGAAGCCUCUGGGGACAUCAGCGAGGUGGAAAUGCCGUGGCCCUACGUCAUGGAUAUGGAUAAGGAGCCCGUGCAGGCUUCUGGCUACGAGAAAUAUUCCAGCUUCAUUUGCGCACAGCAAGACCUGGCUUCCGACAGCGUCUGCUUGAAGGCCUUGACAUUCGUGACGCUCAAAUGCAAAGCUGCUGGACAGUCUGAGUGCAUCCACUUUUUGCCCAAGCUUCGGAUGCUGGUCUUCCAGGCCGACAACAAGAGCUCGGUCAUGGACCACCUGCCGAAGCUUGCCGAGUGUUGCACUCAACUGGCUGUGGAUGUGAAGGCGAAGGCUUUCCGGCAGGACGCUGCUGGUGUGCUGAAGGGCAAACCCGAUGCCCUGAAGAGCGCGCCCAAAGCCGCCGUGAGCGAAGAUGUCCCCGUGAUCAGCGCACUCCCCACGGUCAAGGAUGCUCUCCAAGACCAGUACGAUGCCCUGAAAGGCAAAUACGACGUGCUGAAAGGAAAGUACGAGGCCCUCAAGGACGGGCAUCAGGCCCCCACGGCUUCUGACUCCAGGGAGUCCCGCAAGGAACAUCAACACGGAGACCGUGCUGAAGUGACAUGUGCAAGCCGAAUGCCCGACUAUAACUUGGACAGGGUCACAAGGCCACCGCAGCAGGGAAGGCACUUCAAGUACAACCCCAGCAAUCGUGGAGAGGCUGCCACGGUCUUUGUCAUUGAUUCCGGCAUCAAUGAGGGCCACGAAGAGUUCCGGCGCAACGAUAAGGGCAUUGUCAAGGUGGGUCUUUCUCCGAUAGUGUGCCUGUCCCCUGCUUGUUAUCGGAUGGGGUGA
Molecule: messenger RNA, 993 nt
Organism: Symbiodinium necroappetens
Lineage: Eukaryota; Dinophyceae; Suessiales; Symbiodiniaceae
Source: the annotation of a GenBank genome assembly